Messenger RNA from Eimeria maxima, 5904 nucleotides. RefSeq names its product WD domain-containing protein , related. Bases 1 to 5904 code for a protein of 1967 amino acids. The transcript has 13 exons. Gene Ontology annotation, molecular function: protein binding; peptidase activity. The record is from RefSeq and is a predicted model, not a curated record. NCBI's taxonomy places the organism in Eukaryota, Apicomplexa, Conoidasida, Eucoccidiorida, Eimeriidae. Gene Ontology annotation, biological process: glutathione catabolic process; proteolysis.
AUGUGCCGGCUUACCGCUAUUAUUACCCGAGGGGACCCGAUUCUCCUUGCAGAUGUUCUUACUAGGCCUCGCCGGAGUAUUAUUCAGCAGUCUUUCAACUGUCAGGAACGCCUGCGUCAAGAUGAUAUUAGAAACGCCUACCAGAAAGCCUCGCUCAAUGGGGACGGCUUUGGGGUUGGCUGGUACGUUACGAAAUCCUCCAAAAAUGCUUCCCCCAGCGUUUCCGCCUGCACAAAUUUGAGCCUUUUUGGACCCUGUGGCGCCACUGGCGAUGGAACAAACGGGAAGAAGACUCCAGAUGCACAUGCUGCCACUGCCAACCCCAUUUCAUCCGUCGACGAUGGAGGUGCCUGCGUAUUUACCUCCCUAAAACCCGCCUGGGCAGAUAGGAAUCUAUACAAUCUCGCCGAGAAGAUCUCUAGCCGUUUGUUUUUUGCCCAUGUGAGGGCGGCGAGCAGCACUUUGGGUGUAUCGCACUGCGCUGGCUGCGAUGGUGGUCUUCCGUCCUGGGCAGUGGAAAAUGGUAGCGUCAGCACAGAGCUGUGCUGCCAUCCCUUUCGCUGCGGCCGUUUUCUUUUUAUGCACAAUGGAAACGUGGGGGGAUUCAACCGGAUUCGCCGGGAUCUACUCAGUCUCCUACCCGACCCCAUGUUUUCUUUUGCGAUAACGAAUAGCUGUAUUGACAGCGCCUGUCUGUUCGCGGUGUUUCUGGCCCUUCUGCCAAAUAGUCCUACAGAACCCUCAACACACUCUGCAAUGAAAGACGCUGUGGAACAAAUGAUUGCUACAAUUUGCUGGCUGCUCGACAGGGAAAAAAUCGAAGAAACAACCUUAAUCAACAUUGUGGUGUCGGAUGGAGAGAGUAUUGUAGCAACACGAUUUGUUACAAAUGCUCAAGAAGUGGCUUAUGUUUCGGGGAAGUCUUCCAUCGUACCAGAUCCAACAGGGGAAACUAGCCCGACAAUGCCACCGAGUCUCUAUUUUGCUACAGGAACUGCAUGGCAGCAGCAGGAGGACGCGUGCGAUGAAUAUCGCAUGACUCACAAGGACAAAAGGACGGAUAUAUGCAUUGUGACAAGCGAACCCCUUACUUCAAACCCAGAAGACUGGAUGCCGGUGCCGAGGAACACCAUGAUUUUGAUCACCCCAGCUAUAGACCUUCUGCUGUACCCGAUCGCUAGUGUUGGGUAUUUGCCUUCGUUGCUGAGGAGCCGCCGUAGGUCUGGGUCCGUGGUGCCGCCUCAGGAGAUAGAGAGCCCCUCCUCUGAUAGGCAAAUAGCUCUGCGUAAGUGCCUAGCGCCUUCAUUAGCAGAUAAACUCGAAGAAGAAAUCGCAGCUUUGUUGAAAAUAACUUCGAGUUCUUCUGUGGGGACUCUUCGCGCUGCCGAUGAACUGCCGGUAAUCAUGCUACGCUCGUUAGAGGGCGUCAUCCGUGAACUGGCAAGGGCUACUGAAUCAACUGAUGGAGAAGAAGCUGAGAAGCCCUGGCGAGCCUUGGAACUAAAGCUGCAGGGUUUGGAGAAGCAGCUGCGAGCGGCGCAAGUACAAAGGCAAGCGGUGGCUGCAAUAGAAGAUGGUCAAUCUCAGAGCCCUCCUGGUUCAUCUAUGUGUUCUACUGGCCUGCCGCAGACAAAUUUAUAUCAUGCAGAGCUAAAUUCAGAGACCCCAGGAACCAAUCAGCAGUGCUACGAGCUCCUUGCAGGUUCCUGCGCCAUCUUAUGUCUUGAAACCAUUCUGAUACACGUAACAAGUUACCGCGAAGACAGUAAAUCGAAAUCGUUCUCUCGAACGCCUUCUUCAGCGCUUCCUGUGGCGGCAAAGACCUUUGUUUUCGUGGGCAUGCAGAGUGGGGAGGUAGUCAUCUACGAUGCCACAAGCGCCUCAGUGGCGCCAAUAUCCUUUCAAGCGCAUGUGGGAGGAGUCCUAGCCAUGGCUGUCCACGCCAAUAUCUUCAGGAGAGGCUGUGUGAGCACUGGGCGAGCCAUUGCAUGCAAAAAUUGCGGUUCUGCACUCCCGGAAGUCUUUUUAGUAACGGGGGGCAGCGACACCUCCUUGGCUGUUUGGGAUCUUUCUCCGCUCAUCUUUGGAGGUCGCGAGCCGCGUCUCCUCAGUGGCAAACGUGUAUGCCUUGAUGGUCCUAGGGUUUCUAUUGAUGCUGACGACUUAUUGGCUGUGCGCCUUACCUUUCUCCCUCACCAGGGCGACGUCCUUUCAUUGCUAGUGAGGGACUCUCCCGACUGUGCUCAUACAAAUGGCAGUCACCACGACCCAUCUACGCGUACUUGCAUAGUUGAUACGUGUGAAGCUUGUCUUCAAGCAAUACACGCGGCAAUGCGGCUGGAUGAUAGCGGGGGAGCAAGUAAUGUGGAAUCAGCAGCUUCCCCGUUGACAUCAUUACCUUUUGCAGAUCUCCAUAAGAUUCAGCCAAACCCUUUUGUUGAUGAGCCAGAGUGCAAUUUACUCUUAUUCAUUGGAUUCCAGUCAGCCAAGAUCGGGGCAGUGUUUCUAAAUGAUUUGUUGCGAUAUUUCCGCCAUACACAGGUUAUGGUCUCGGUCUUGGCGAAUGCUGUUUCAUUCCAACCAACGCAGCAGCAGUCUCUGCCCCUGAGUGUGUCCCGAGAUUUCGAGCUGAGGACUCUUGCUUCAGGUCAACUGAAGGUGCAGUUUACUGGAGAACAAGAAGGGGAGUCUCUGCGCUCGCUCUUCACUGGGGAUCCACAAUGUGUGGCCGAGAGGUCUCAAAGCACCCACUCACCCACCCAAGACGAGAGCUUGCUUGCAAUGGCUUCGCCUCGCCACACAUCUGGACUAGCAAAGGGUGAAUCAUUUCGAUGCCUCCUUGCCGGCUUUGCUCGGGCCCUCCGCAGCGUGACACUGCAUGCGUCACAUGCAGCGACAACUCUGUGGUCCAAGAAAUGCUCUCUCUCUGGAAGACCUGGGUGCCUUUACCCGCCCACUGGAACAGUAUACUGUUUUAAGGCGCCGCACGAGUUGGAGGUCCCCCUACCUGAAGGGGCCGCAGCGUCGGCCUCUCCAGGUACUUACAGAGUUGUCACUAGCACCUCAAGCCUGAAGAUUGUGGCACAGCCACCUAAGCAAGAUGGGGGGCUGAAGAUAGAAAUGCGGUUUUUGCCGUUUGAGCAAUCUGGUGUAAAACGUCAACAUUCGCACCAGUCUUUAGUCGGACCCUGGCUUGAUGAAAGUGGGCACAACGGCUUUGUAGAAUGCUUAACCAGCUGUGGCAGGAGAGUACUUUGCAGCGGUGGAGGCGAUGGCCGGCUGCUUUUGUGGGGAGAAAAUGGGAGCUUAGUGGGAGAGCUGUCAGGCCAUCAUGGAGGGGUGCUCUGCGUGGCAUACACCGAGGUACCUGUAGAAUCCCUUUGUCGAGAUUUGCGCCGCUGGGGAUCUAGGGAUCACCUUCAAGUACAAAGUCCCCAAACCGAGUGCUCCAAAGUGCCUGAUGACGUCGCGCAUUCCCGGCAGGGUCUCUUGUUCAGUGGUAGCCGUGACAGGAGCAUUCGCGUCUGGGCCCUCGAGCAGCUCGUGUGUAUACAGACUUUGAAUGCACAUUCGUCAGAGGUGCUGGCCCUUGCUGCGGACGCCGGGCGAAACAUCCUCAUUAGCGGGUCUGCCAAUGGCGAACUCUUCGUCUGGCAGCUUGACUUGAUGGUUGUCGCCUUCGAACUUAACCUAAAUGCGUCUCCUACGCUUGCGGACCAUGGGCGCUUCACAGUUGGCGCCCGCCAAAGUUUUCGACCAGGCAGCGGCGAAGACCAGAAACGAGGCGUAGCUUUCACUGAUCUACUGUUGGUGUCAGACUCCUCGUGCCUUGCUAACCACGACAGGGGGAGUCCUGGCACGUUUCCAAGAAGCCCAAAUGCUGCCGGCAGCAAAUGGGUGGGUGGUUUGCAGUUGUGGGCAGGACGAGGUGACGGCAAGUUGGGUGUUUGGAAUAUUGGCGAGAGAGACAUGGACGAGGAAGAGUCAAUCGAAGAGCCCUACGAUCAGGCUAGAGCCGCAACCCGCGAGGCGUCCCUAUCAAGCGAUUGCGCAGAGGCUAGUGCUGCGUCGGCGUCGGAACUGAAGGGUGUUAGUAGCGCUAGAGCUGAUGCAGGCAUAAUACAGCGAUGUACUACGGGGUAUAAAGGACGGAUUGAGACUAUCCCGAUAAAAGCACAGCGCGGGAUAUGUGGCAGUCGAAUUAAAGGCAUGAUUAUCACCCCUGGGGCAUCAAUGCCUUCCUUGCCGCCUCUUACAACUGGGGCAGGGCUGGAGCCUAGAAGGAGAGACUUCUUGCCCCUCCUUGCUCAAUUCGUUGCAUACAAGUCAAUUUCAGCCUCACGCUGUCCCCGGCACGUCAGCGGCUGCAUCGGUGCUGCCAAGUUUGUCGCACAGCUCUUUGAGCAGGCACUUGGAGCUACGGUGGAUAUUGUGUGGCCUCGUCGAUCAGCGGCGUCAUCAGAGUUUGACGGUGAUCAAGGAGAGGGACAGCCGCAUCCUGUGGUGUUUGGCCGUCUAGGUACUAAUCCACAACACCCGACCAUCGUCUUUUAUUCGCAUUACGAUGUGGUAUCCGCAGGGGCUAGCGCUUCGUCUUCUGCGCCUACCCCUUCUGACGGAUCAGAAGGCUCAGCUUCUCCCAUUACUGCUGCGGCGUCUCCGACCGCACUGCCACGCACUGGGGUUUUGCCGGCUGGGACCCAGCACUCAAUGCGCUGCAGCAUUGAAGCGGAUGCAUGUGGAGACAGCAUAAAACGCCGAGAUAAUCACGCAAAACACUCGGAGUGGCAUGGAACGGGUUGGCACUCCAAUCCUUGGAGAAUCCACUGCAAAGAUGGCUACAUAUAUGGGAGAGGAGUGACUGACAAUAAGGGACCCAUAAUCUGCUCAUUGUUAGCCGUAAAGCAGUUCAUAGCAGAAUGGAGGCGGAAGCAUAGGGUAAACCAGACAGCACACGAUCAAUGUUCACAGCCGAAUACCACCACAGGUUCAGCCAGUCAACAUCACGCACCCGCCAAGAACGACCAUGCAAUUCCGUUCAACUUCGUGUGGAUCUGCGAAGGAGACGAAGAAAACGGCAGCGUGGGUCUUGCCGAUGCUGUGGCGCAAAAGGCAAGCUGGCUUCACGGAACGCAUUUCCUCAUAUGCAAUAAUAGCUAUUGGGCUGAUGACGUCACCCCGUGUCUUGUCUAUGGCAUGCGUGGGGUGCUGGACAUCCGCGUGGAGGCAACAGCGGCUACAGGAGAUGGCGGCUACCAUUCAGGGGUACAUGGCGGUUCAGUAGAGGAGCCAAUGCAGAGGUUGGUGCACCUGCUGGGUCGGAUGUACGAUCCUACAACUGGUCGCGUGACAAUUCCUGGGUUCUACGAUGCCGUUCAGGCGCCUGAUUACGCCGAGCUCCAGCGCAUCAAGGUUGCUGCAGAGUCUGUAGAAACCGGAUGGAUAAAGGAUGCGUUUGCAACUGGAGUUGAUAGCCCACAGGAGCUUCUUCGGAAACGCUGGUUGGAACCCUCCAUGUCUUUGCUGGGCAUCAACGCAUCUUUGAAGGGAAACUGCGCACAAGCUGGUGGAGCUAUGCGUAUUAUUCCUUCAACGGCUUCGGCAGAAAUCAGCCUGCGCCUUGUGCCAAACCAGGUCUGGGGUGUUGAACCACUUUAUGUUCGUGAGGGGGGCUCAAUGCCGGCAAUUCCAUUUCUCGCUGAUGCUCUUCGGAGGCUCCCCAGCCCCAAGGGAUGCACACAAAGUUCUGAGGAAAUAGCCGUCUGCCAGUUGCCCUUCGGUCAGGCUAGCGACAAUGCUCACCUUCCAAAUGAACGGCUGGGCAUUCGGCAGGUGGAGAAGGGCGUGGAUGUGUUAGCGUCGACGCUGGAGUAUCUUGCGGCAAGGUUACAUCCUGAAGGUUAA